Molecule: messenger RNA, 1494 nt
Organism: Lactuca saligna
Lineage: Eukaryota; Viridiplantae; Streptophyta; Magnoliopsida; Asterales; Asteraceae
Source: the annotation of a GenBank genome assembly
AUGUAUUCUCUAUUCCUCUUUUCUGAUUUGAAAGUUAUGGAUGUGGAAGAAGUAACAGAGAAGGGAAAGAGACACAAGGGGAAGCAUGACAAGCCAAAGCCAUGGGAUGAUGAGACUGUUGAUCAUUGGAAGGUGGAAAAGUUUGACCCUUCUUGGAAUGAAGGCGGUUUACUUGAAGUCAGCUCUUUCUCUACUCUCUUCCCUCAAUACAGAGAGAAGUAUUUGCAGGAAGCUUGGCCUAUCGUGAAAGGUGCACUGAAAGAACAUGGGAUUUCAUGUGAGCUGGAUUUGGUGAAAGGGUCGAUGACUGUUUCCACAACUAGAAAGACAAGAGAUCCAUAUAUCAUAGUGAAAUCUAGGGAUCUGAUUAAACUCUUGUCACGAAGUGUCCCUGCACCUCAGGCCAUUAAGGUUUUAAACGAUGAAAUGCAAUGUGACAUCAUCAAGAUUGGAGGUUUAGUCCGAAAUAAGGAAAAAUUUGUGAAACGAAGGCAGCGGCUGGUGGGGCCCAAUUCGUCCACUCUAAAGGCACUGGAGAUUUUGACAGGCUGCUAUAUUCUUGUUCAGGGAAACUCGGUGGCUUCAAUGGGCUCAUUUAAAGGAUUGAAACAAGUAAGGAGGAUAGUAGAAGAAUGCAUGUUAAAUAAAAUGCAUCCCUUGUACAACAUCAAAGUGCUGAUGAUGAGGAGAGAUCUUGCAAGCAAUCCAGAACUUGCAAAUGAGAAUUGGGAUCGGUUUCUUCCCAAGUUCAAAAAGAAAAAUGUGAAACAAAAGAAGGUUAAGAGUAAAGAGAAGAAAGAAUAUACACCUUUCCCACCACCCCCACAGCCAAGCAAGAUUGACAUGCAACUAGACAGUGGUGAAUACUUUUUAAGUGACAAAAAGAAGUCUGCAAAGAAAUGGCAAGAAAGACAGGAAAAACAGGCUGAAAAAAUAGCUGAAAACAAGAGGAAGCGGGAAGAAGCAUUUAAGCCUCCAGAGGAAGCCCGAAAACAAGAGGAUGAUAAAAUUAAAAACGACAAGGAAGACAUUGCUGCAAUGACUACAUCCUUGAAGAAAAAAGCCAAGGAGUUGGGAAAUCGAAAAUCGGCUGAUAGCAUCGAUGAUGCAGAGAUGUAUAUUGCAGCAUCUAAGAAAAAAUCCAAGAGCAACAACUUUCCGAAUGUGCCAGCAGCCCAAAAUGAACCACACAAGCAACCAGUAGACAGACUACUAGGUGAGGCUCAAGCUAUGUCAAGCCCAACACCAGCAGGCCCAAGGGGUGCCCCAUUCCCUUCCCAAUGUGCCAGCAGCUCAAAAUGCCCCCUUCCCUUCCCAAUGUGCCAGCAGCUCAAAAUGAACGGACCACUAGGUAAGGCCCAAGCCAGGUCAAGCCCAUCACCAGCAGACCCAAGAGGUGCCCCCCUUCACCUUCGGCCUGAUACGUGUGGUUGGAGGCGGCUGGCGGAAGUUUAUACUUUUUUUUGGGAAAAUUUUCUUGUAAUCCUUCUUUGA